CCCUCCGAGGAGGGGGCAUGGUGUGGAUAAAAGAGACGAAAAGUCAGGGGGAGGUUUCCAAAAAAACGCUCCGAUUCCCCUUCAGAAGGCUACAGCGACUGGGAGAAGGCGCGAAGGUGCAACAGCAGUGCGCGCGCAGCUGGAGACAGAGCGCGAUCGCUGGGCUCAGGGCGCGCAGCCCCGGGCCGCUCCCGCCGCCAGGCCCUCGCUCCAGAGAGAGCUCGGCCCGUAGUCUGACUCUGGGGCUAGACGGGGAAAGGCGGGCCACCCGGUGGGGUCCAGAGCGCAGCCCGCUGGCGGCCUGGCGCACCGACAGCGAGCCCCUGGGCUGUUCCCCGCGCGCACCGCUCUGCAGCCGCCCAGGCGCCAUGAGGCCCUCGACCACCCGCCGCUGCCCCGGCGCCCUGAGAAACCCCUGGAGGAGCUUCCUGCCGCUCACCCUGGCUCUCUUCGUGGGCUUGGGUCAUGCUCAGAGGGACCCGGUGGGAAGAUACGAGCCGGCUGGCAGGGACGCGAAUCGGCUGCGGCGCCCCGGGGGCAGCCACCCCGCAGCGGCUGCAGCCAAGGUGUACGGUCUGUUCCGGGAUCAGGACGCGUCGGUCCCGGGUUUGCCGCCCGAGGAGCGGGCCCAGUCUGGCUGGGGCAGCGCCAGGAGGCCCGCCGAGACGGAGGCCAGGAGGCCGCCCCGCGCGCAGCAGCCGCGUCGAGUCCAGCCACCUGCGCAGACUUGGAGAAGCCGUUCCUUGAGCCAGCAGCAGCCGGCAUCCCGGGACCGGGCGGCCCCAGCUCUCCCGCGCCUCGGGACGGUUCAGCGGCCGCGGGCUGCGCGAGGGCGGCUUACGGGGAGGAAUGUCUGCGGGGGACAGUGCUGCCCGGGAUGGACAACGGCAAACAGUACCAACCACUGUAUCAAACCCGUGUGCCAGCCGCCCUGCCAGAACAGGGGCUCCUGCAGCCGGCCCCAGCUCUGUGUGUGCCGCUCCGGCUUCCGGGGAGCCCGCUGCGAAGAGGUCAUUCCUGAGGAGGAAUUCGACCCCCAGAACUCCAGGCCGGCACCCCGACGCUCAGCCGAGGGGUUCCCCAACCUGCGCAGGAGCAGCGCCGCUCGAGAAAGCAGCACAGCCAGAAUGCGGCCACCAGCACCCCAGCCGCCACCGGCCAGGACCCUGAGCAGGCUCAGCCAGACCCACCCCUCCCAGCAGCACAUGGGGCUGUCCCAGACUGUCCGACUUUAUCCGGCUGCAGCAGCCAGUGGCCAGCUGACUUCCAAUGCUCUGCCCGUGGGGCCAGGCCCUGAGCGGAGGGAUGGUGCCCAGCAGACAGCGUAUGUGGACCACCUGUCAUCCCCCUGGGGGCUGAACCUCACAGAGAAAAUCAAGAAGAUCAAGAUCGUCUUCACACCGACCAUCUGCAAGCAGACCUGUGCCCAUGGGCGCUGUGCCAACAGCUGCGAGCGUGGCGACACCACCACCCUGUACAGCCAGGGUGGCCACGGGCAUGACCCCAAGUCUGGCUUCCGCAUCUAUUUCUGCCAGAUCCCCUGCCUGAACGGAGGCCGCUGCAUCGGCAGGGACGAAUGCUGGUGCCCCGCCAACUCCACCGGGAAGUUCUGCCACUUGCCUGCCCCCAGGCUGGACCCGGAGCCUCCAGAGAGGGGCCCCCGCCACAGGACCCCACUGGAGGGCCCCUUGAAGCAGUCCACCUUCACGCUGCCUCUCUCCAACCAGCUGGCCUCCGUCAACCCCUCCUUGGUGAAGGUGCACAUCCACCACCCGCCUGAGGCCUCCGUGCAGGUCCACCAGGUGGCUCGGGUGCGGGGCGAGGCUGAGGGGGCCCCCGAGGAGAACAGCGUGGAGACCAGACCCUCGCCCCGGUUCCCCACCGGCCCUGGCCACAGCCCCUGGAACAGCAACAGCAUCCCCACUCGGUCCAGAGAGGCUCCUCGGCCACCACCCCCAGUGGUGCCCCGUCUUCGGCCACUUCUGGGGCGGUGCUACCUGAGCGCCGUGAAUGGACAGUGUGCCAACCCCCUGCUGGAGCUGACUGCCCAAGAGGACUGCUGUGGCAGUGUGGGAGCCUUCUGGGGGGUGACCUCCUGUGCCCCCUGCCCACCCAGACCAGCCUCCCCAAUGAUUGAAAAUGGCCAGCUGGAGUGUCCGCAGGGGUACAAGAGACUGAACCUCACUCACUGCCAAGAUGUCAACGAGUGCUUGACCUUGGGCCUGUGCGAGGACUCAGAGUGCGUGAACACCAGGGGCAGCUACCUGUGCACCUGCCGACCUGGCCUCCUGCUGGACCCGUCCAGGAGCCGCUGCGUGUCGGACAAGGCCGUCUCCAUGCAGCAGGGGCUGUGCUACCGGUUGCUGGGGCCCGGCACCUGCGCCCUGCCUCUGGCCCAGCGGAUCACCAAGCAGAUAUGCUGCUGCAGCCGAGUGGGCAAAGCCUGGGGCAGCAAGUGUGAGACGUGCCCCUUGCCUGGCACAGAGGCCUUCCGGGAGAUCUGCCCUGCUGGCCACGGCUACACCUACUCAAGCUCAGACAUCCGCCUGUCCAUGAGGAAAGCCGAGGAGGAGGAACUGGCCCGGCCUUCAUGGGAGCAUGUGCAGAAGAGCCAUGGGACCCCGCCUGGGCCAGCAGACAGGCAGCCACUCCGGGCAGCUACCGGCACCUGGUUGGAGGCGGGGACCAUCACUGACAAGGGUGACGCUCAGGCUGGCCAGGUCACAACCAGUGUUACCCAGCUCCCUACCUGGGUCCCAGGAGAUGCCAUAGGAAGACCAACGCCAUCACUGCCUGCACGGGGGAUCCCGGAGGCCCAGGAAGAAGAGCAAGUGACCGCCCCCACGGAUGUGCUGGUGACCCCGGCCCCCCCAGACAUUGACAGAUGUGCCACUGGAGCCACCAACAUCUGUGGCCCUGGAACCUGUGUGAACCUCCCCGAUGGAUACAAAUGCAUCUGCAGCCCCGGCUACCGGCUGCACCCCAGCCAGGCCUACUGCACCGAUGACAAUGAGUGUCUGAGGGACCCCUGCAAGGGAAGAGGGCGCUGUGUCAACCGCGUGGGCUCCUAUUCCUGCUUCUGCUACCCUGGCUACACGCUGGCCACCUCGGGGGCCACACAGGAAUGCCAAGACAUAGACGAGUGUGAACAGCCAGGGGUGUGCAGCGGGGGGCGGUGCACCAACACAGUGGGUUCCUACCACUGCGAGUGUGACCAGGGCUACAUCAUGGUCAGGAAGGGACAUUGCCAAGAUAUCAACGAAUGCCGUCACCCCGGCACCUGCCCCGAUGGGCGAUGCGUCAACUCCCCCGGCUCCUACACUUGCCUGCCCUGCGAGGAGGGCUACAGGGGCCAGAGCGGCAGCUGCGUAGAUGUGAACGAGUGUCUGACCCCUGGGGUCUGCGCCCAUGGGACGUGCCUCAACCUGGAGGGCUCCUUCAGAUGCUCUUGCGAGCCCGGCUAUGAGGUCACCUCAGACGAGAAGGGCUGCCAAGAUGUUGACGAGUGUGCCAGCCGGGCCUCGUGCCCCACGGGCCUCUGCCUCAACACCGAAGGCUCCUUCACCUGCUCGGCCUGCGAGAGUGGGUACUGGGUGAACGAGGAUGGCACUGCCUGUGAAGACCUAGAUGAGUGUGCCUUUCCGGGAGUCUGCCCCUCGGGAGUCUGCACCAACACUGCCGGCUCCUUCUCCUGCAGGGACUGCGAGGAGGGCUACCGGCCCAGCGCCCUGGGCCACACCUGUGAGGAUGUGGAUGAGUGUGCAGACCCCCAGAGCAGGUGCCUGGGAGGCGAGUGCAAGAACACGGCCGGCUCCUACCAGUGCCUCUGUCCCCAGGGCUUCCAGCUGACCAAUGGCUCCGUGUGUGAGGACGUGGACGAGUGUGUGGGAGAAGAGUACUGCGCGCCGCGGGGCGAGUGCCUCAACAGCCACGGCUCCUUCUUCUGUCUCUGCGCCCCGGGCUUUGCCAGCGCAGACGGGGGCACCAGCUGCAAGGAUGUGGACGAGUGUGCAGUCACUGAUCGGUGUCUCAGGGGGCAGUGUGUCAACACCGAGGGGUCCUUCAACUGCCUGUGCGAGACUGGCUUCCAGCCCUCCCCAGAGAGCGAGGAGUGUGUGGAUAUAGAUGAGUGCGCCAACGACACCGUGUGUGGGAGCCAUGGAUACUGCGACAACACUGAGGGCUCCUUCCGCUGCCUCUGUGACCAGGGCUUCGAGACUUCGGCCUCUGGCUGGGACUGCGUUGAUGUGAACGAGUGUGAGCUCAUGCUGGCGGUGUGCGGGACGGCGCUCUGCGAGAACGUGGAGGGCUCCUUCCUGUGCCUCUGCGCCAACGACUUGGAGGAGUAUGAUGCUCAGGAGGGGCACUGCCGCCCACGGUUGGCUGGAGGUCAGAGUAUCCCUGAGGCCUCGCCAGGGGACCGCUCCCCAGUCCCCAUCCGCAUGGAAUGCUACUCUGGGCAGAAGGGCCAGCCGCCCUGCUCCAGCCUUCUGGGCCGGAACACCACACAGGCUGAGUGCUGCUGCACCCAGGGCACUGGCUGGGGAGAUGCCUGUGACCUCUGCCCAGCUGAGGACUCAGUUGAAUUCAGCGAGAUCUGCCCUAGUGGGAAAGGCUACGUCCCUGUGGAAGGAGCCUGGAUGUUUGGACAGACCACGUACACAGAUGCUGACGAGUGUGUGAUGUUCGGGCCUGCUCUCUGCCGGAAUGGCCGCUGCCUCAACACAGUGCCCGGCUACAUCUGCCUGUGCAAUCCCGGCUACCACUACGACGCCAGCCGCCACAAGUGUGAGGAUCACGACGAGUGCCAGGACAUGGCGUGUGAGAAUGGCGAGUGUGUGAACACAGAGGGCUCCUUCCACUGCUUCUGCAGCCCUCCCCUCACCCUGGACCUCAGCCAGCAGCGCUGCGUGAACAGCACCAGUGGCCUGGAGGACCUGCCUGACCACGACAUCCACACGGACAUCUGUUGGAAAAAAGUCACCAAUUAUGUGUGCAGCCACCCCCUGCACGGGCGCCGCACCACCUACACGGAGUGCUGCUGCCAGGAUGGCGAGGCCUGGAGCCAGCAGUGCGCGCUGUGUCCCCCCAGGAGCUCUGAGGUCUACGCUCAGCUGUGCAACGUGGCCCGGAUUGAAGCAGAGCGGGAGGCUGGGGUCCACUUCCGGCCGGGCUAUGAGUAUGGCCCCGGGCCCGAGGACCUGCACUAUGGCCUCUACGGCCCAGAGGGGGCCCCCUUCUACAACUACCUGGGCCCCGAGGACGCCAUCCCCGAGCCACUCUUCCCCAACACAGUCAGCCGCCCAGAGGACCACACCCUGGUCCUCGAGCCUCCCCUGCAACCCUCAGAACUCCAGCCUCACUACGUGGCCAGCCAUCCAGAGAACCAGGCUGGCUUUGAAGGGCUUCAGGCAGAGGAGUGCGGCAUCCUGAACGGCUGUGACAACGGCCGCUGCGUGCGUGUGCGGGAGGGCUACACCUGCGACUGCUUCGAGGGCUUCCAGCUGGACACGGCCCAGAUGGCCUGUGUGGAUGUGAAUGAGUGUGAUGACUUGAACGGGCCUGCUGCCCUCUGUGUCCAUGGUCACUGCGAGAACACGGAGGGCUCCUACCGCUGCCACUGCCCCCCAGGUUAUGUGGCUGAAGCAGGUCCCCCACACUGCACUGCCAAGGAGUAGACAUGAGGGGUCAGUAUGAGCAGUUAGCUGGAAGUGGACCCCCGCCACAGGCGGGGCCUUGAGGAAGCCUUCCUAGCUGGGGAGGCACCGUGAAGCCAUCUGAAGAUAUCGGGCAGGGGGCCCUGCAGCCCAGCUCCCACCCAGCCUCGCCUGCUCUUCAUCUCCCCCAGCUUCAGCUCUGGCUGGGAGCCUCUGUCACCGCCUCCACAGCGCCAUGCCCUUGCUUGGCUCAAACACCACCAAUUGCUUUAAUGCUUCAGCCACUGGCCAUGAGGCCCAGUCUGCCAUCUGCCCUGGCCUUGCUGUGGGCUGCCUACCAAAGGAUGGCCAUCAACCAGCCCUACAAGCUGUGCAGACAUGCCGGGCCCUUCACCUGACACUGCACGCCCCCCUUUCCAGCCACGAUCCACAGAUCAUCCUGAUGAUUCCACAUCUGGGUCAGAGGCUACAUCUGUCCCAGGCUGGUCCUUCAGCAUCUACUGAGCAAAAAAGGGAGGGGGCCACUCCACUACCUCCUCUCAGGAACCAUCACAUCACGGCCACCAAGCCAAUCUGGUCUGGGCCAGAUUUUGCCACAUCUUCACCCUCUUCUCAGUUCUGUAGCCCCAGGGAGGGGCAGAAGAUCCCCUCAUCUCAGAGAAGCAAGACUGAUGCUAGCUUGCUAGUAAGAGAUGCAAAUGAAGGGGAGCAAGGAGCCUGAGAGAGCAGCAAGAGGGCAACAGAAAAAUACAGGGGGAAUUGGUAAGAAAGGGGGAGCCAGGGCUUUAUACAAGUCUCAAGAAAAUAUCCAGUAGUUUCAGGUAAAUAAGCAUUCAAAAUCUACCCAGCGACAGCUCCUGCGCACCACGGCCAGGUGCCUGUCUCCAAAGACCUGCAUUAAAGACAUACUGCUUCUUACCGAAACAAAUAUCUCCUGGGUUCUCCUUUUGUGGACAUCAAUUUGAUGUGCUAAAAAUAAAGAGGUCUAUCUUCUAGCUCGUGAAAUAGCGUAAUCUUGUUUAGAGGAAGCCAGAUUUCCUAUGUCGUUUCUUCUCUACUCAGAAGCAUCUGUCCUCUUCCCCUUCGUAAAAUGGAUGGCUGGCACCCCCGCGUUUACUAGUAGAGACUCCGACCUUGACUCGCGGGGAGUUUAGAACCACGGUGGAAUAAAGAAAUGUACAUCCGGGCUCUUCUGUUUUUUGUUUUUAUUUCAUAUUAAACCAAACUUCUUUACCAUGUUGGUUGAGUCUAAAUGUUAGAGAUGGGGCUGUGCUACCCUCUUGCCAGCUUGGCCAACAGCCUCUGGUUGGGUUCCAAAAGGUUUGCUACUCUUCCAAGACAAGGAAAGCUCUGACUUUGCAUUUCUCUGAUGGAUGACAAUGGAGAUGAAGAAGGCUCCAUGUGCCUGAAGACAUGGAGAUGAAUGUUCUUUUCUUAAACUGUCCUCUCCUAGCUGCUGCGCCGAUUGUCAGCCAUCACAUAAUAACUUACUGAAUGCUUGCUAAGUGCCAGACACUGUGUUGAAUGCUUUACAGGUUUCAUUUAAUCAUCCAACAACCCUACUGUUUUUAUUCCCAAUUUACAGAUGAGGAGACUGGACUUAACAAAAAUACAUAGUUCUUUAAUGUAUGAAAAUAUUCUGACCUUUAUUCCUAAUAAAAAGAAAUGCAAGUUAAACUACAUCGAGACACUCUUUAAUAUGUCAAGCUGGCAAAGAUUUAAGUUUGUUAAAACUCUUAGUCGGCAAGCAUCUGGGGAAAGAGAUACACAUACGUAGCUGACAGGAGUGUAUACUGACACAACUUCUAAAGAGGAUAAUACGGCAACGUCUUUCGAAAUUAUAACAGCACUUCCUCUUUAAAUCAGUAAUUCCACCUCAGGAAUUUAAAUGUAACCUUCAGGUAGAGUCUCACCAAAGGUAAAAUGACAUAUGUAAGAGGUUAUUAUAGCAUUAUUUAUAAUAGCAAAAGGUGAGAAACAAUUCAUUGCUAUGGAGCCCUUAAAGAAAGGAAAAAAAAAAAAAGUGGCCCUAAAUGCCUGGAAAAGAUAUCCAAAAUGGAUUAAGGGGAAAAGGAAGGCUGUACAACAAAGUGUAACAUGUGCUGCUAUUGCUAUUUGUCUAAACAAAGAGGGAAAAGAAUUGGAUCUGCUCACCUCAUCCUUGGCACUCCACCGCACAGCACACAGCGCAAAGGACUUGCCUUUCCUUGAGAUACCCCACUGGCACUGCCCCUCCUCCCGCCCCGUGCCCUCCUGCUCACCCUUGCAGAGAUGUUUCAUACGUACACACAUACUUCCAAACAUAUAGAAAUACAAAGAGCAUACUACGCAUGCUCUUCUGCACUUUGCUUUUUUGACUUAAUACACACUUGCACAUAAAGGGCUGUCUGGUUCUAAUUUACGACCGUGUAUUUCUCCACUGAAUGGAUAAAUCAUAAUUUAUUUAAUCAGUCCCACUGAUGGAUAUUUCCUUUGUUUCCUACCUUUUGCUAUUAUAAAUAAUGCUGUAACGAAUACCCUUGGGCAUAUUUCACAUGGUACCUAUGGGAUUAUGCAUGUGGGGUAAAAUCUUAGGAACAGUAGUAGCUUGUGGGGAGGGCGACACGGUGGAUGGGCACAGGACUGGGAGACUUCCCAUUGUAUCCCCUUUUGUGUCUCUUUGAAUUUUGUACCAUAUGUAUUAUCUAUUCAAAAAAAUAAAAUAUUUUUAAAUACA
This is a messenger RNA of Phacochoerus africanus (Common warthog), 8373 nucleotides long. It is a transcript of the gene LTBP2, whose product is annotated as latent transforming growth factor beta binding protein 2. Gene Ontology annotation, molecular function: calcium ion binding. The record is from RefSeq and is a predicted model, not a curated record. Lineage: Eukaryota; Metazoa; Chordata; Mammalia; Artiodactyla; Suidae.